AUGAGACUCUUAGGCAGCGCUUCUGUCUUCAGCAAUUCUUCCCACAGUUGGUCCCCCUUUCUGGGGGCAGGCUCUGCUGGGCUUGAUCCGAACACUCUCAAGCUCAUCCACUGCAUCUACUGCAAGGAGUGUCGCAUGGAGAAGAUGGCGGCAUCUGGGCUGCCGGAGCAUCAUCACAGUCAUCAUCAUCAGCAGCACCAGCACUCGGGGCAGUCGCAGGAAGGGAUCGCCAACGGCGGGUCGGUCAGCUCCAACAACAGUUCGUCGCAGACACCUCUAAUGGGGAUUCCUUUGGCACUGCCCAGAACUCCUCCAGACCAAGCUUCUAUACAGAGCAGUAUGGACAAGAACAAAGAAACACUGAAGAGGAAGCUGAUGUUGAGGAGGUCUGUUAACGAGCUUGUGGAUCGAGGCAUCUACCCACCAUUGAAGACACCACCAGCAUUUGCAGAAAAGACCAAACAGUUGGAGCGUGCAAAGACUGGUGAUCUGCUGCGGCACAAGAUCCAACAGAGGCCAGACAGACAAUUGCUUGUUCAGCAGCAUAUACUUGAAGAUACAACAAUAGACCCAUCGUUACAUGAGCGUCAAAGAUUACUGAAGCGUUCACGUUUGUUGGACGGCCUCAAUGGCAAGCUGGCGCAUAGACCUGGACCACUGGAGCUGGUGCAAGGAAAUAUCUUACAGCCUUCACAUGAGCUGGCCAGUGCCAUUAAGGAUGGAACAAUCCAGUUCUUACCAACCUGUGACACCGAAGAUAUGGAACACUCCAGCUCGUCAUUCUUAUUUGAUGAUGAGAGCACCGGCAGCGAUGGAGCCCCUUCACCAUCCAUGGAUGAGUCUUCAGACGUCAGUAGCCCAAGCUCUACAACACCACUUCCUUCUUCAGAAUCAUUGCCUAUAUCUUUCACAUUAACCAAGAGCAUAUCCGUUCCACUGACCAUCAACAAAGGCCCCCAGAUUCCAUUUGUGUCUGCAAACUCGGCCAUUAUCACUGCAUCCAGUUCCACUUCAACACUCAAUUCCAGCCACCCAGGGACCAGUUUUGGAGCAUCAAUCUUAUCUUUUAGUAAUAACAGCAGUAUCGGCAACAGCUCAGGCUCAAUCUUAUCUUAUAGUAAUAACAGCAACAGCUCAGGCAAGUCUCGUUCCAAAAAGCCAAAACCCAAGACCAUGUCUAAAGCUAGAAUCAUCAAAUUCCAUGAGUAUAAAGGCCCACCUUCAGUUGUGAAGAACCAGUCCUCCAAUGUUUCUGCAGCGGCGGCAGCAGCAGCAGCACUAGGCGGUGGCUGCGGGGAGGACACACCUUAUCAUAUUUUACUGCAGCAGCAGCAGCUUUUUCUACAGUGGCAGUUGGAGUUUCAGCAGAAGCAACAGCACGGGACUGCAAGUGUGUCUGCUGGCCCCGAGACUGCAACAUCCCCGACUUUGAAUUCUGUCAUUGUAACCUCCCCGGUUGUGACCACCGCACCCACAACACACAUUCAUCCAAUUGUUGCUGGAGGAACAGGUUUAGUUCAAGCAGUCUCUCUGCAGCAACCGCAGACGCCCAACACCUCUGCGGUUGCACCUGGGGCCUUCAGUCUGGUGUCCAUCCCGUCUUCAUCCCAAACAAGUACCCAGCAAGCUAGUCCAGCACCUCCUCCGCCGCCACCACCUCCGCCUCCUCUGCCCCCAGUUACGAGGCCAACACAGUCAGUGGCACCAAGACAGUCUGCGAAAGCACUCACUGCAAUACCAGCCAGUGCCCUGAGCCUGCCCAAACUGACUGCAAAUUUAGAAGAGAUGAAAGUGGCUGACCUGAAAGCAGAGCUCAAAAAACGCAGUUUACCUGUUUCUGGACCAAAACCUCAGCUUAUAGAACGUCUGAAGCCUUUUACAGAGUCCAGCAGCAGUAACAGUCCUGUGCUUUCUACUGUUGUGCCUAAGAACUCAAAUUCCAGACCACCUUCGUGUGCUUCUGCUCCCUUGCAGUUCAGUCAGACCACGUUUCACAUCAAGACUGAGCCUAAUGGUGAAACCACAGCUUCCCCUGUUACACGACCCAUUCCUACUGCAGCCUCGUUGUUAACUUCCUCUUCUGCAUCCGGGGCCAGCAAUCAUACCUCCUCCACCUUUUCCAUGCCCAUCACCCUCCCUUUCAUGCAGGGCAUAAAAACAGUUGUCAGUGUCAAGCCAAUGGUCAAAGAGGAACCCAUGACCACCACUGAUAUCUCCCCAGCCAACUCCCCUCCCACCCUGCAGGCAUCUACUCCAGUGCCAACAACACCCAUGAGCCCAGAGUAUGAAGCCACCUCACCUCCUAGUCUGACCCCAAAGCUGACCCUGUCAUCUCAUCCUAUUGCCCAGAGUCUGGGAAAGUCGGCAAAUUUGGGAAGUAAUCACCUUAUACACAACGGGAGCCCAGGGAAAAACCCUGCACCUCAUGGACAGACUGUUGUUUCCAUGAGUGCAGACUCAGCUCAUUCAGCGUCAGUUGUGCCCGCAGAGAUGAUGCCUAUGGAAGUCGACUCUGUGUCCAUUGAUCUGAAUCAGGGAGUAGAUGAUACCGCCUUCAAGGCAGCCAGCAUGGGUCACAGCCUGGACUCUGCAAACUUCAAGGCUCUUGUUCAACAUCCCAUCAGCACCGCAGGGUUCAAGACGCUGUCAUCACCAGCCUCACUGCUACAACUCCAGCAAUUGCAGACACUGCAACAGCUCCAGCAACAGUUGCUGCAGCAGACGCAACUCAGCCAGCACCAGUUUCACCAGCACUCACUGCAGCAGCCUUCCCAGACCACCACGGUUCAGCUGACCGCCAAUGACCAGAUGGUGCUGGCUCAAGCCAAACAGAUUGAAGAGCUGCAACGCCAGCUACAGGAGUCUCACCUUAAACUGAAGCUGCAGCAGUUGCAACAGCAGCACAUGCAGUUGCAGCAGCAGCAGCAACAUCAGCAGCAGCAGCACCAACAUCAGCAGCAGCAGCACCAACAUCAGCAGCAGCAGCAGCAGCAACAGCUGUGGCAGGUUCAGCUUCCGGCAAAUUUUGCUCAGCAGGCACACAUUCGGCCUCAGCAACAACAACAGCAGCAGCAGCAGCAACAAACUCCAAUGAUGAUAACCAACCAGAAUUUAGUCAAUAAUUGCACCAGCAUCAGUGCUGCUGAUGGCAGCAUCGCUGGUGGUGUCUCCAGCGACAGCGGCCUUAUAAACAUGACCGGCCUGACCAGUGGUCAGAUGACAAGUGUAGCCUCUGGCCAAACAACUGUUUCCUUGCCUUACGCCAUACAUAUCAACCUGACCAGCUCUGGACAGGUCAAGCUGCCACAACAGCUGCAGCCAAUCACCACAUCAGCUGCUGCCGCUGCUGCAACCACGACAAAAACAAUGUCACUGCCAUCCUCUUGUGUAAACAGUGAGCAACAGAAGUUAAAUAUCCAGUGCUCUUCACCGAAUCCUUACUUCAGUGGACCGUUGAAAGAACCGCCACGUUAUGAUGAAGCCAUCAAGAUCAAGCAGCAGCAAAUAAUCACGCCAGGGAAUUCCUCUGGUGGCAACAGUAAAGUGCCAGCCUCAAGUGAUGGCUGUUUGAACAAGCCUCUCACUCUUGGACGGAUAGACACUGGGGUCAAAUCACAAACCAUGGAUGAUGUCUUAGAAAUUCUCAUCAGAAAUGGAGAUCUACCACCUAGUGCUGCUACUGAAGCUCUCCCUACAGGAAAACUGGCUCAGGUCAUGGAGUUGCCUGCGACCAGCUUAAAUACAGCCAUCAGCACUUCAUCACAAUGUUUAUCAGUAACUCCGUCCGUGUCGGCCUCCUUAGUCACUGCUCAGAGUCAGUCCAUGCCCUCCUCACCUGCGGUGCCGACCAUCACCAGCAGCGUUAGAAGCAUGAGCAACAGCAUCCACCACAACCAUCAUCAUUAUCAAAUGAGCAACAGUAGCUGUAGCCCUAGAGACCAGACUCUGACAUCCAUACAUACAAACAUGUACUCUGAUACGCUGAUGAAUGACACGCAGAGCUCGCCGCCAAGCCAUCAUGACACCAGUGGCUCUUCCUCCCUCAUGCUGAAUGAUGGAACCUCUCAUUCUGAUGAAGGGGAGCUGCUGGACUGGGGGGAGAUGCUGCCAUCCCCUGACCUAUGCAAUAUGGACUGGUCUUCAGAGUCUGGUUUCGGGCACCUUGACUUGGGAGAUUCCAGCCUUCAUUUAGAUUCAAAAUCUGGUGACAGUCAUCAUGCCAAUGGAGUUCAGAGUUCAUAUGACACCAGAUAUGGAAGUAUACUAGUUCAGGAUGCAAUGUGCAACAGUAGUGAGCCUGGGUCCCACUGUCAGAGUGAUGGUAAUAGCCACAAAAACAGCUUUGGGUUUUGUGCCAUGACGGUGCAUGGAUCAGAGCCAGACCUAGCUGCCUUUAACCUGGGCGGGGACACCAGUGAAGCCAUAGACCCAGCUAGUCAGAUGGACAUGUCAGAAUGGCUGGACGUCAUUAUGCCCAACCCCAGCAUCCGCUUGGAAUGUAUGCAUACACCCACCAGUGUGUCUUACACUGCCGACCCUAUCUUGACACCUCGAACUCAGCAAGAUGUGUUUGACAUUUUCAACUUUGAUGACUCCGACUUUGGUUCGUCUGUCAUGAGCUGGGAUAAGGUGACAGAGCAGGGGACGAGCAGUUAA
Messenger RNA from Candidula unifasciata, 4656 nucleotides. NCBI's taxonomy places the organism in Eukaryota, Metazoa, Mollusca, Gastropoda, Stylommatophora, Geomitridae. The record is from the annotation of a GenBank genome assembly.